CACCCCUCUUCCCUCCUUGCUACACUACCAUAUUCUCAGACUGUUGUAUCUGUAUUCGAAUGCCUGUCUAGAGGUGUGGCCGGGAUGCCCGUCCAAGCCCUGUCUCUGCUGCCUCUGACUGUCUGUCUGUCUCGAUACACGAUUGGUUAAUUAAACCUCAAGGAGUAAGCUUCCUUUUGUCUUUUCAACUCCCGGUCCCCUUUCUCCCCAUUAGUAUUGAUGCCCGCCCGAUCCACUUCUGCACAUCUACCGUCAACUUUCUUCGAGACUAUCCGGACCCGUGCCCGGGCUAGUAAUCGAUAUCUCAUCUUUCCGCUGACAAAACCAAGCUUUCCCAUCAUCCGCUUGCGAAAGAUAGGGCCCAAACCAGCGGACCACGCGAGCAGAAAGCACAAACACUUGGCCCCUCAAGCGCGAACGCGCUUUUAUUCUCGUUGACUCUUUCCUCUCUUUUCUGCCCACAAUCUUCUUUCAUAAAGGAAGAAGGAAAAGAGCUAUGGCGUCCAAUGGACCAGACGAUGAUGCCCCCACACCAUCAGCAGCAACAGGAGGAGGAGCUCCGCCAGCCAAGGUCCCCUCCGAAAAGGAGCUCGCCCGCAAAAUCCGGAAGCGCGAGCUUGACCGCCGGGCCCAGCGGCAGGCUCGCGAGCGCACCCGCAACCGCAUCGCCGAGCUCGAGGCCCAGGUCAAGGAGCUCCGAAAGGAUGACUCGACGAGGCUGUCGGCCGCCAUGGAGCAGCUGGCCGCCGUCACGCGCGAGCGGGACGGCCUGUUCGACACCUUCAAGUCCAUCGAGCAGACGAUCCGCGACCAUGUGCUGCCGAGCCGCCCAACCCCAGCGACACAGCAACGCUCGCCGCCUCCCACCGUGACAGCGUCAACAUCCCUGCCGCGAGCAGGCUCAGCAGCCUCUCGGGAUGCGACUAUGCUUACGGAGCUCUCGGCGCCAACCUACACCGCACCCAUGGGCCUGCUGCCCGAAACCCCCGCCGCCCUCGACGUCCACGGUUUCCACGGUAGUGUCAAUGGCGCCGUCGUCGGCAGGGUGCCGAAUGGGUUCCCGGCAUCCAGCAUACACGCUCCCAGCGUCCACGCACCUAGCUCCACGUCGGACAGCCAGGACUUUGUCGACGACGAGGACGACGACGGGGACGAUGUCCCAGACGAUCCCAAUCUCAUAGUGCCACCACCCGAAGCGCACUGCGACUGCGUCACUGUCCGGACCCCAGCGGGCCCAGCGUCUCCGAAGGUGAAUGUGUGGCGGGCUGUUAACCAGGUCUUGGCAAAGCGGUGUCGCAUAUCGAAGGAAGCUCACGCGAUCGAGGACUCCAACGACGAGGACAUCCCCGUGCGGGUACUACUCGAGGGCUGGGAUGCCGUCGCGAAGUCACGGCCAUUGUCCAAGUUGUGGAGAAAGCUCCGCAGGGUCGACGAAUUGUGCUUCAUGACUUGCCCGCCGACAGAACGGCUGGCGAUCCUUCGAACCAUGCACUUGCUGCUGCAGUAUCACUCCGAUCCCACCCCCGAACGCUAUGCUAAGCUGCCCACCUGGUACCUGAAGAGACCAUCACAGGCGAUGCCACAUUCUUAUGCCAUCGACUUCUUUGUCUGGCCAGGUGUUCGGGAACGGUUCGUCUUUGGACAACAUCAUUACUGCAACAACCAGUUCUGGGAGCUCUUCGGCCCCAACUUCCACCUCCUCUGGCCCUAUGAAUUCCGUGACGCGUACAAAAAGAGCGUCGUCACAGGCCAGUACCAAAUUUCGCCCAUGUUCGAGCAGAGGAUAUCGGACAUCAACGCCUGGACAAUGGGCAUGGACUUCUUCACACGCUUUCCCGAGCUCAUCGCCGACAUCCCAGCAUUCCACUCCGUCGCCCAGGCCCUGACGCCCGCCGUCACCUCACCGCCCCCGAUCCACCAUCAAGCGCUGCCUCAGCAGGCUUCCCUAUCGCAGCUAAAGGAGCGCGACGAACGUCUUCUUCUCGAGCAGCAGGCCACGGCGGCAGCUGAGGAGCACCAGCAACAACAACAGCAACAGCAACAGCAGCAGCAGCAGCAGCAGCAGCAGGCCAACCAAGAUGUCAUGGAUUGCUCUCAGGCCAUGCAGGUGUACCCGGGGAGCCUCUACAGCAUGGCGCCUCCCGGCUUCAUGGACGAAUUCAUCCCUCAGGGCUAUGACGCGCACGGCCCUGCUGGAACGUACGGCUCGAUGCCUGGGUACUUUUGAACUGGUGAUGAGCACCUGAAGGAUUGCAAGAUACGAUCUCGCCCGUCGCCAAAUUGCUCACCAACAGUUCACGCGUGAACGGUCUAGGCGACGAUGAAGCGAUUGCCCAAUGCGGAAAGGCAUGCGGCUGAAGGAUGCACUGCAUCGACUGAGCUAGCUGCACGUCAUGUUCACUGGCUUAGCUGUCAACGUGCCAUGACAGGCGUUUCAGAAACGCGACCCGCCGUUGUGUCACCCACGAUGUCGGCGGCGAUCCUGACCUGUCGGCAAGCAGAGUUUCUGGCUGCAGUAAGGGUCCAAGACCACGACUAAUCAGCGCCAAAGAUCGAUCCGAGACCGAUGCCCUGCGCCACGAUCUCCAAGAGACGCGCCGAGCCGGCUGUUCGCGGGGAAAGGCUUGAAAAAGCGGCAAUUAGACGCGAGGGGACGAGAAUGCGGGUACUGUACGACGCAGCCUAUCGAUGAACUGAUCGAUGUAUAUCACGCCCAGCUCGGAUCACAGAUUGCGUGCGCUUCCGCGACUGGAGCUACUAAGGUUGCGUCUGCGUACUACUGUUGGAGCAAAAUUUACGAUUUAUGACUCAAGGAUUGGGUGCUAAUCAGCACCCAUCAUAAACAGAAUGGCAG
This is a messenger RNA of Colletotrichum scovillei, 2854 nucleotides long. RefSeq lists its product as uncharacterized. The transcript is spliced from 3 exons. Bases 497 to 2227 code for a protein of 576 amino acids. Lineage: Eukaryota; Fungi; Ascomycota; Sordariomycetes; Glomerellales; Glomerellaceae. The record is from RefSeq and is a predicted model, not a curated record.